UCUGACUAAGCGAGAAACACAGUAAUUUAGAGGAAUUCCACACACAGAGAGAUAUGAGGAAGUGUAGGCCUGGAAUAGCAGAUAUUGCGGUCAUGGUGGUCGCUCAGGUGGGCGUGAGGGCCAGAGCUCGAGCAGCUCCCGCCAGCUCAGCCACCACCACCACGAAGAGGAGGAAGCUGGACGCCCAGGAAUUGAAGUUUUCCCAGUCGUCAUCUUCCUCAUUUGUGCAGCUAAGGAACCGGAGAAGCCCCGUGAUCUCGCCGGAGUCGACGGAGGAAGGCCGGUGCUCUAGCCCUAGCUCGGAUCAUCACGUCGCGACAUCAUGUUGCUCCAGUAACGGUUCAAGUUCGCUGCUACCGGAGGAAGAGAGAAUCGAAUUCGUAGAUCUGCAGGAUGGGAGUUCUGAAGUUGAAACAUCCACGUAUAAUUUCUGCCGAGAAAGGAGAGAGACGACGCCUUCGAGCGAGCCUCGAGCAGAGUCGGCCAACCUGGAAUCAACAGCGAGGCCAACCGAGGCGAACUCUCGCCCCAGAUCAAGGGUGGAGAAGAGGAAGAUGCCAACGGAGUCCGAGAUCGAAGAAUUCUUUGCGGACGCCGAGAAAGACCUGCAAAAACGUUUCGUGGAAAAGUACAAUUACGACGUCUUCAAUGAUGUGCCCUUGGAAGGACGUUACGAGUGGGUUCGAUUAAAGCCGUGAAGAAUUUUUUCUUGGGGUCCUGCUUGCCAAUUAUUAUUAUUAUUUUUCAUUUAGUUCUACUCGAUCGCUAGCUAGCUAGCUAAGAUUAAAUUUUCUUUGGGUCUCGACCAGUGUUUCUAAAAUUUAGGUUUCGAUCUCAUUAAUUUGAUGACGAUCUUGGAUGUUUUGUUCUUUA
Messenger RNA from Juglans regia (Persian walnut), 873 nucleotides. Its product is annotated as cyclin-dependent kinase inhibitor 7-like. Gene Ontology annotation, molecular function: cyclin-dependent protein serine/threonine kinase inhibitor activity. The record is from RefSeq and is a predicted model, not a curated record. Gene Ontology annotation, cellular component: nucleus. Bases 54 to 698 code for a protein of 214 amino acids. Gene Ontology annotation, biological process: negative regulation of cyclin-dependent protein serine/threonine kinase activity. Lineage: Eukaryota; Viridiplantae; Streptophyta; Magnoliopsida; Fagales; Juglandaceae. The transcript is spliced from 4 exons.